Messenger RNA from Centrocercus urophasianus (Greater sage-grouse), 3147 nucleotides. It is a transcript of the gene SYCP3, whose product is annotated as synaptonemal complex protein 3. The transcript has 5 exons. The record is from RefSeq and is a predicted model, not a curated record. Bases 904 to 1326 code for a protein of 140 amino acids. Gene Ontology annotation, biological process: spermatid development; meiotic cell cycle. NCBI's taxonomy places the organism in Eukaryota, Metazoa, Chordata, Aves, Galliformes, Phasianidae. Gene Ontology annotation, cellular component: synaptonemal complex.
AAACUAGCAUCUUGAGUGUUCCCUGUGAAGUUUGCUGUGCUACUUUCUGUGAAAUAUCUGGACAAGUCUGUCCUAAGCUUCAAAUAUUAGUGGCCACCCAGUUUGUAUUAGCUGGUGUGUGGAUCGGAAUGUAAAUUUCUACAACCUCCUGAAUGAGGGGGUUUGCAAAAUUGGGAAGUAGGUAUGGAAUUGGGAAGAAUCUUUUUCAGUUUUUGUUUAGUUUGCCAACGUAAUUUCUCUAAGAAUAGCUGAACAACCUUACAACAUUUAUAGAUGUCUUGUUUUCAGGAUAGCUUGUAUGGCUGUGUGCACUAAUGCUCACUGUUUGAAAACAAUCCAUAUUUCUAGGUAUUCUUUCACAAUUCUGUUUUUGUCUUGAAUUAGUUAUAAUCUUUCUUGAUCUUUUCCCCCACCUUUGGUAACAGAAAUCUAACAGCCAAGGAUUUAUUAAUCUAUUUUGAGAGAAUGUGAAUAUAUCUCUCUGUGGUUUUGCUUCCUUAAAAGUCAGAGUACACAGUUUCAGUAGUUAGGGUAAAAUGAAAUGCUUGUAAGUCUCUUUUUUUCCCUGAUUUUUAAGAUCAAUUUUAGCUUUCUGAUAAUUGUUACAUUGUGAAGCUGAAGGUAAUUGUGUAGCUGUAGACUGAGGAACUCCAAUUAGUGGAGACCAGCACUGAGGAACUCAGGGCAGUGCCAGCUCAAAUCCAGGCAUGUGGGGUCCAUCGCUGUCUGUCAGUUCUUUGCAAUCAAGUGUUAGGAGCUGGAUGUGUAAGGGAUGGGAUAGAUGUUCAAAGAAGUGAUCUUAGUGAAAAGUAAUUACACUUCCAGGAAUUCAAAAGGCCCCACAAAAUAUAAAGUAUUUUUUGUAAAUCUUUUUGAAAUUUACAUUAAGGUGAAACACCGGUAAUGGACAAGCAUGGCAAGAAAAGACCUAUGGUGACUACUCAUGUGGUUCCAGAUGAUAUGGGGGGUGAAGUACAGAAUAUGCUGGAAAGAUUUGGAGCUGACAUUAACAAAGCUCUCUUAGCCAAGAGGAAAAGAUUAGAAAUGUAUACAAAAGCCUCACUCAAAACCAGUAACCAGAAGAUUGAACAUGUUUGGAAGACACAGCAGGAGCAGAGGCACAAGCUCAAUCAUGAGUUCUCCCAGCAGUUCCUGACUGUGUUUCAGCAGUGGGAUGUAGAUGUGCAGAAAGCAGAGGAACAGGAAGAAAAACUAGCGAAUAUGUUUCGUCAGCAACAAAAAGUUUUUCAACAGGCAAGAAUAGUUCAAAGUCAGAGACUGAAAACUAUUAAGCAACUAUAUGAGCAAUUCUUAAAGGUACAGUAAGUUUUCAUUUUAGAAGACAGCUGAUCCUUAUCACAUCAUUAGGAAAGCUGUAGUAAUCCAUCCUUUCUGUAAUACAGAAAUUUAAUGUUUGCUUAAGGAGGGACAACAGCUUAGCAUGAGUCUUCAUGUUAGUUAGUUCUCUUUCUUUAUUUAAAAAUGAGUUGUUCUUUCCAAAUACACACACAUACGGUGCCUGUAUAUGAAUGCUUUAUAAAGUGUGUUCUUGCAGGGGUCUGAUGGGCUUUCCUGUUUCAAAUAUUUAACCCUCAGAGCAUGCUUUCUAACCCAAAACUUUAUAUAGACAGUCAAAUUAUCAGGUUUUCUGUCUCAGCUGUCCCUCAGGUUUUUUGUACGUGUUGAAAAAGUGAAAGUCAGCCAUAAGUGAAAGUCAGUCAUAAAAUUAACAUUUUAUGCUGUAAUUGACUACUUCUAAUACUGCUGGCACGUGCAUUCUCCAUGAGAAUUUGAGUCAGGUUUUUUUUGGUCAUGAACCUUUCUAGCUACUGCUGCUCCCUUAGAGCUCCUCUUCUGCAGGCUGAACAUUCCCAGUUGUCUUCCUUUCCUAACUGUCCUGUUUUGAAAUUUGCUUGUUAUGGUAUGUUUUUUCAAGUCAGGCAGCUUUGACAAAUAAAUUCGAAACAGAGGAACACUUUGAUAGUUGAAAUUUACAUUAUAGGACGUUACAGAGAUGUUCAUAAACAAUAACCAUUUUAAAAGGUCUAAACAUCUUCAGCAAAGUUUUAAAAAAAAAAAAUUGCAGUUUUUUCUUCUCAGAGAAGAUCAAAAGGUAAAAGUCAAGCCUCAAAUAUGCUUAACUUUAAGUACAAGUCAAAGAAAAUGCAGCAAUGUGCAUUCAGUUAGGCAAACUAUAUGAGCAAAAGGGAAGAUAACCAGUGAGCCUUACCUCAGUUUAUUUAGAGUGAAAUGUGCAAAGAGGAGGGAACGUAACAUUUUCUGUAGUUGUUGCUUCAGGUCUCCAAGGUUGUCACGAUAUUCAACUGUACCACCCCAUACUUCCUGACAGAUACAUCUAGACUUGUAGAAUUGUCAUCUUUAUUGAAAUGCAGGAUAGUAGCUUACACCUGGUAGAUGCUGAGUGGAAAGGACUGUUUUUGUCACAGGGUAUGUGUUGUUUAAGCAGCGGUGUAGAUUGGAGUCCUAUACAAUUUUCUUUUUCAAGUUCAUGACAAAAUUCAUCUGCAACUGUCAGUGACCACUACUGCUAUAAAAAUCGAACUGUAAUCUGAAUAAUGGAUUGUCUGUUUUUAAAUUGAACUUCUGAUAGUGAGCAUUCUGAAUUAAGAUUAUCUUUAACUUCAGAGCAUGGAAGAGCUAGAGAAAAACAAUGAAACUCUUCUAGCUGGUGCACAGAAUGAACUUCGCAAAGAAAUGGCUAUGCUACAGAAGAAGAUCAUGAUGGACACUGUAAGUAUCAGUAGUUAUAAAGAACUUUGUUAAAUACAAAAAUAGAACAUUCUAUAAGGGAGUCGUUAGACAUCAUUUAAUUAGAUUAAGGAGUCAUAUUGGUAUGGCAUCUGUUCAGAAUAAUCUCCUUUUCUUGUAACAGCAACAGCAGGAGAUGGCAACCGUUCGCAAGUCUCUUCAGUCCAUGUUAUUCUGACGGCUCAAUGGAGAAACAACUUGUACCUAAGUAACACGAUACAAGUAUAGGCGUUAGCCAUAAAGAACUUUAUCUUAAGAUUUAAGUGUUUUAAAGCUCCUAUUAAAUACUUUAAUGGAUUGUUCUAAUCUUGUGUCUGAUAAUGUUGUAAGAGGGUAUAUUAGUAAAUCUGUUUCUAAGGGGAACAAACCCCUAACCAA